AUGGACACAAACGCCGCAGCCUCAACGCUGACCAGGCAGCGUAUCAGCGUGGCUGUUCUCACCUUCGCAGCGACGGCGACGCUCGGCUACUUUUGCUACCGCAUCUACAACCCCCCUCUUCCCGAGCCGCUACCCGACCGCCGCCUGCACAGGAGCAAUGCUGUUCGCCACCGCCGGCGCUCGCUUCCGAAUGUCGCUCGCGGACACGACCGCCAGCCUUCCGAAGCCUCGUACACUUCGGCUGAGUCCCACGGCGACGAGAACGUCGACAUCAACACGGUCCGGCCCUUGAAUGAUGGCGAGACGGUUGCCGACGAACAUGUUCUCGACGACAACUGGUACGACGACGAAAGCAAUCACUAUGCCCAGCACCAGCACCAGCACCAGCGCGCCGGUCAGAACAUCGUCAGCCUGCUGUUCCGCGUCUCCGAGGACAAUGCCCGCCGUAGCGCAUACGUGCACCGGGGCUGCCAAUGUAACAGCUGUGGUAUUGUCCCGAUUCGCGGCAUCCGCUACCGCUGUGCCAACUGCGCCGACUUUGAUCUCUGCGAGACGUGCGAGUCCCAGGGCCUCCAUACCAAGACGCACGUCUUCUACAAGAUCAAAGUCCCUGCCCCGCGUCUGGGUGCCCGUCAGCUGCAACCCGUGUGGUACCCCGGCGACCCGGAGAACUGCCUGAGGCUUCUGCCUAAGCACUUAAUGGCCAAGCUAUCCAAGGAAACAGGGUUUGAGCGCGCAGAGCUGGAAGCCCUAUGGGAACAGUGGACAUUCAUGGCCAACACCGAGUGGAGGGAGGACCCGGAUGGCCUUGGCCUGGCCAUGGAUCGCAAGACGUUCGAACGCUACUUGAUCCCAUCGGGCGGAUACAGGCAUAUUGCCCCGAACCUGUUGCACGACCGCAUGUUCGCCUUCUACGACGACAACAAAGACGAUCUCAUUGGCUUCUCCGAGUUCCUCCGCGGGACUGCGUACCGCAAGCGACGGGACCGUCUCCGCAGGAUUUUUGAUGGCUACGACGUCGAUGGCGAUGGCUAUGUCAACCGCCGCGAUUUUCUGCGCUUGUUCCGCGCCUACUACGUCUUGUUCAGGCAAAUGCACAAGGACAUUCUCGACGGGCUCGAUGAUCAGGUCAUGAGCUCCGUCGAAGUUGAGCAGCUCAUAAAUAGCAGGCAACCACUGAGCAGCCUUUUUGGCCGCGAAGGGGGCUUCCCCCACAUCGCCUCUCACGGCCGUAUGGAGGGCAAGGGCUCGAACGAGGCCAUAAGGGCUGUGAGUGAGGAUGCACCCGACGUUGCGGAUAGACAGUCGGUUCUGGCAAGCGUGUUUACGGAACAGGCCCUCGCUGGUGAUGCUGGCGAGAGCCUUUUCGUGCCCAGUAUGGAAAAUCCACGGUCUUCAACAGAAAGGGAAUCAGGGAUAGAGUAUCUGAAUGGGCUUCUGAACCCCCCAACUCGGAUCAACGAACUACCCGCAUUACUUCUCGGUGAAACGCGUGAUGGGGAAGACUUUCUGGUCGUCGUGGAUGACGGAGGUAACCAGGAUGGAAGCAGCAAUGAGCCAGAGGAGCCGAGCGGAGACGAAAGCCCGCCAAUACCUGGGGAGAAUGGCGGUAUUUCAGGAGAAGACGCAGGCGCGAAUCAUCGGGAGACAGACGGCUUUUCGGACCAAGGUGAAGCCGAAGCGAAUGAACGGGGGAUGCGACGUGUGCCUUACAAGGCCGUCAGGAGCGCGCGAAGAAAGCUAUUCGACCGGUGGAAGAGGCGUCAGUUUUACUUGGACGAGGAAGAGGGAGCAGUACCGCCAGAAGGUUGGAGCGAUGACCAGGAUGUUUUGACAACCCUGAAUUCCCCGGCGGAGGAGUCCAAAGCCGCACAGCACCCCGUACUGUCUCGAUCUCGAUCAUCCUCCAAGGUAAGGUUUGCUGAAGACGCAGACGAUUUUGACAUCAGGUCCAACCCUUCAACGUCUUCGAGGAGCGUUCCUGAACGGUGGGGUGGGCUGGAGAUUCCCGAUGCCGAGCGAGACGUGGGCAAGGAAAUCUUUUACCAAGUCAUGCAGCAAGCCUUCAACGAGAUUCUUGAUAGGAUAUUCAAGGCGAAAGAGGACCUUGCCGUGAAGGCUGCCGAAACCAAAGAGGAGCGCGACAAGUACAGGCACCUCUUCCAGUCAAUUGAUCUUCAUGAGGGCGAAGAGACAAAGAGUGGUUCAGGGCCGGCCGCAAAGCCAGUUCAAGAGCAAUCUUUGCAAGAUCUACUCCGUGCGACCGGGUAUUCAAUCGAUACCAGCCUCCGGAACGAGGACAAUACCGGGGAGGGUGUGGCUGACGACGGCGAGCAUAGCGAAACCAGCGCCGAAGACGAAGAUGAAAUCCCUCCGCUAAUAGGAGACGACGAUGGACCUGCCGAGGAGGUCUCGGUUAUCGAACCUACCCCCCAUCGAGAUCCAACCAUGCCUCAGUUCCGGCCCAAUUCAGUAGCAGCAACGUACAAUGAAACCCCGCCACCAAUACCACCCAAGGCUACGGCAGAAAAGACCGAGCGCCUCGACCUCGCCGAGGAGGAGGCAAAGCAGCGUGGCGGGUGGGGGCGGCUCAGUUACGCAGAGUUUGAGCGCAUCUAUAAGUCUGAGGAGGCCAGAGGCAAACGGCUCGACUAUCUCGGGACGUGGAUUGACUUUUGUAUCCCGUUUAACUAGGAGCUCGGGACGACAUACCGCUCGUACCCCGUAUCCAACGAGCCCCAUGAGCCUAGGUUGUCUAGGCGGCAGCGGUGGCUGCUUCUUGCGCUCUUCCAGCGGUUGGCGGAGGACCCUAGAUCAUGGGUAAUUCCGGAAACCCCAGUUUUAAACUGAGCGUGGUGGAUCAAAGCCUUGUAUUGGUAGCGGACCACAGAACAAAUAGCGCUCUAGCAGAGCCUGCAGGCGCCUUCAACCGCGAAAGGAGUCGCAGUUGAAGAUGGGCACAACGGCCUUGUAUCGUAAUUCAGCUCGUAGCAGUGGUAGAUGAUGAUGUUUGAGUACUAUUGGAUCAGCAUAGGAUACAAACGUCUGGGUGUAUUAUUGUUUACUCUGUGACCGGCUCGGUUACCUACUACGUAUCUCCACUAACCUUGCAUUAUCGGAUCUCUUAAGGAUUGCAACAUUAAGCCGCACCAAAGACUAUG
Molecule: messenger RNA, 3161 nt
Organism: Canariomyces notabilis
Lineage: Eukaryota; Fungi; Ascomycota; Sordariomycetes; Sordariales; Chaetomiaceae
Exons: 2
Coding region: 1-2694 (897 amino acids)
Molecular function (GO): calcium ion binding; zinc ion binding
Source: RefSeq, a predicted model, not a curated record